Messenger RNA from Hydractinia symbiolongicarpus, 1588 nucleotides. RefSeq lists its product as uncharacterized. The coding region runs from base 256 to 1350 and encodes 364 amino acids. The transcript has 3 exons. The record is from RefSeq and is a predicted model, not a curated record. NCBI's taxonomy places the organism in Eukaryota, Metazoa, Cnidaria, Hydrozoa, Anthoathecata, Hydractiniidae.
CUAAUUUUCUUUUGGGACGUCUUUUUGCUUAUCUUGCCGGAGAACAGGAUUCAACAUUUCAAAUCAUAACGGAUGUAAAGAAAGUUUCAGCGGAAAAAGCAAAUCACCGAGUUACAAUAUUACAAAGACGAAAAUUCGUCUCUACAAUUUGAGGCUGAUUGAAAGUACUUGAAAAUAGCCGAGAGAUACAACGGAAAUCUACGUUUAAAUAAACAGUGGUUUUGUUUACAUAAAAAGCUUUUUAAAGAUCAAGAGAUGUAUACGCCAUCAAGAUUUGAAUAUGUUCGUUUUGUUCCUAUAACAAGUGCUGAGAAAAUGGCGAAGAAAGAAAACUAUCGACACGAGAAAAAAUUGGAAAACGAAUUGAAAUAUCUCGAGAACGAAGAAAGGUACACGAAAAGCGUGCUACAGAAAAGCAAUGUUUCGAUUAAAACAGCCAUAGAUAAGUUCUACUUUGACGCACAGAAAUGUUUGACGUAUAAAAAAUCCGACAUGGAUGGAGAAUACUAUGUUCAACUAAAUCGAGCGAAAACGAAGUCGUUAGAUAGGACUGAUAAACGUUAUCUUCGCCCAACCAUGAUGAGUAACUCGAGCGAUAAUCGUCUGUUCCACAUGGAUCGAAUCACUGCUGCCAACUUGCGUCAGAACAGUCAUCGUCGAUUGACACGCUCCAGUAGUGACUCUGUCACACAACUUAUUCCCAGUAAAUUGGAUUACACAACGAAGGGGAAAAGUUUUGAACAAGACCAAGGUAGAAAUGUUCGAUGCACACCACUAUCCAAAUCCAGCUCUGAAGUAUCUAUACCUGAACUCUGUACCGAAGCACUGCCUAGGGGAGUUUCAAGAGAAGACACAUUUCCUUUAAAAGAAACUUCUUCUCUACAGAAACUUCCAAGAGUUUCAACUCCAUUUGUUUCGCCAGAUAAAAAUGUUAAAAUACCGUUGACAAGAUCUUCCAGAAUUAUAUCCAGAAAUCAAGCCCGUGGGUUGUCACAAAGUAAAUCAGACGAGCAGCCCGAUAGUGUAAACAUUCACCAAACAAUUGCAAGGUCAGCAUCUUUACCAGUUAAGACGACAUGUUUUUUAGAAUCAGAAGAAGACUUGCUAAAGACAGAAAACGCACCUUUUAAGUUACCUCUCAGAUACCACCAAAAUGCUACCACAUUAUACGAAUGGCCAAACUUUAAAAAAAAAUCUGAUAUAGCUAUACAAGAAGAAGGCAUAGAAAAUGUUAUGAGAGUGCGUCCGCGGAAUUGUUAUAGUGAAACAGAACUUUUAGGAAAGAAAUAUGGUCUCGAAGAGAGACAUUCUAGUAGAAUUUUACGACAAACAAAAUCAAGCAAUAUAUGAAAAAUGUCGUUAGAGGAUAUAACAGGUGCUUAAAUAUGCUUUGUUUGUUAUGGUUGGUUUUACUUUCUUGCUAGACAAAGAUUAUAUGUAUACACGUUUUUUUUUUUUUGUAAGCAACUUGAUUUUCAUUUGAGUUUCUAAAAAAUACGCCUUUAAAAGAUAGAAAAAUGUUACUUAGCAGAAAGCAGAACAAUUUUGAAGAUAAAUAAAAUUCCUGCAAACAUUUCAGUACCAAUGU